AGGAAACCAUUUUCUCUUGUUGGUUGACCGUUUUAGCGGAUAUCCAUUUGUGGAUUACCUGUGUGUCCACACAGCUUAGCUUCAAAUGAGCCACCUUCCUCUUUGCCCAGUCCAGAGUCCAGACCAAAAACUCGUUAUUCGUUAGUUCUUGACUAAAAAGCUGAUAUUUUUGUGGCUUACAGUAUGUGCUUCACAGCUUAUCCCCUUGAUCCCUUCAAAGGGGAUAAGGGGGAUAAGUCACGAAAAUAUUUGCUAUUUUCCACAUUAUUGAGUGAGUGCUUUAGCCCAAAACGCAGUCUGUAAUAAGAUCAGAAUUGUAGCCUAUCGGUCAUCCUUAAAGUUGACAUCAGCCGCAGAGCACAUCUUGAAGCAAUAUGUCCAACGGAGCUUUCUUGAACAAAUGGAGGGAGCAAUUGGAGUUGGAAAAAAACAUGAAGAUGCAGAAUGUUGAAGCUUCAUUUGCCGCCGAGCUAACCAAAAGCCCAAUUAACAAGGAGAGACUCCAUCAAGACUUGCAAAUUGCCCUGACGAAAAUAGAGGACGAAACUCGAAAAGCCCUGGAACUCUUCAGCCAAGUUGAGGCCAUUGCCGCAGAAUGGAAUGAAAAGGAAGAAAUUGCGGCCGCCAAUGCCAAGAUUGUUGCCGCCAACGCCAACAAGGAGGCCAUUCUUAAAGAGACGGAAUCCCGUGCCAAUAUAAAAGCAAGAGAGGUGUUAUAUGGGUUUCGCAACCUUGAAGUGGCCAUCACGGACGACAAUGCUGUUGCUGGUGGUUGACCACUCUGAGGAGGCAAAACCCAAAACGGCCAGUCGAGAUGAUCCAAAAACAUUUGCCAUAAAGCCCUCUACUGUUCAUGUAAUAAAUUGCGUCAGCCUUAAACCUUGCUCACCGUUAGACUAGGGCAUUGGAAGAGAAUCACCUGUCCGGAUUGUUCGUUUCAAAGUUAUGGGGUCAAAAUCAUAUGUAGCUGUCCAAGAGCAGGCCGAAACCUCAAAUUU
Tigriopus californicus is the source of this 998-nucleotide messenger RNA. RefSeq lists its product as uncharacterized. The record is from RefSeq and is a predicted model, not a curated record. Lineage: Eukaryota; Metazoa; Arthropoda; Copepoda; Harpacticoida; Harpacticidae. The transcript is spliced from 2 exons. The coding region runs from base 375 to 776 and encodes 133 amino acids.